AAGCAUUUGUCAAUCUGGAUCAAUGAGAAUCAAGCAAACGAGUUUAUCCUAUUCUCGUCUCCCCAAAUCUCUGUCACCCCGCACCGCCAUUGCUGUAGCCCCAUACAAAUCCCUACACCAUUCACCACCUCAAAUCCCCUCUUCAAACAACUGAAGAAGAAGACCCAUGGCGGCUCCCACCACAAAUUCUCAUCUGGGUGUAAUAUUUUUCACCUCCUUCGUCUUCUUGGCCGCACUUCCUUCGGUCCCUGUAGCAGCACCCGAUGCUCCCACUGUCUAUGAUAUCCUCCCCCAAUAUGGGCUUCCCAGUGGCCUUUUACCUGACUCCGUCAUCGAUUACACCCUCUCAUCCGAUGGUCAAUUUGUCGUUCACUUGGCCAAACCCUGCUACGUUGAGUUCGAUUACUUGGUUUAUUACCACAACACCAUCACGGGGAAGCUUCAAUACGGCUCCAUCACUCAUCUGGACGGUAUCGAGGUUCAGAAAUUGUUCCUGUGGUUCGACGUGAAGGAAAUCAGAGUCGAUUUGCCGCCUUCUCAUAACAUCUACUUCCAGGUUGGGUUUAUCAACAAGAAACUCGACGCAGACCAGUUCAAGACCGUCCACUCGUGCCAGGACAAUGGUUUGGGCUCUUGCCUUGCCUCCUGGAAACGGAUUCUUGAGCUCCCAACACCAAUAGAUGACAUCCAGAUGCUGAUCACUGAGUAGCUCGCUGUCAGUUGUCCAAGCUCUUGAAGUUCUUCGGUUGCUGCCUUAUCUAAAUUAGCCGAAGAAAUAUAGAUGUUUUAAGGUAUCUGGUCUCAGUUUAGACGCCAAAAUAUCAAUGUCUAUCUUUGAAGACCCAUGAUAUGAUAUGACUGUGUUAAUAUUAUAUUAGAUUAGAUUAGAUGAGUCUUCUCAGUUUGAUCCU
This is a messenger RNA of Cucurbita maxima (winter squash), 911 nucleotides long. RefSeq lists its product as uncharacterized. The transcript has 2 exons. Lineage: Eukaryota; Viridiplantae; Streptophyta; Magnoliopsida; Cucurbitales; Cucurbitaceae. The coding region runs from base 167 to 709 and encodes 180 amino acids. The record is from RefSeq and is a predicted model, not a curated record.